Molecule: messenger RNA, 1647 nt
Organism: Lachancea lanzarotensis
Lineage: Eukaryota; Fungi; Ascomycota; Saccharomycetes; Saccharomycetales; Saccharomycetaceae
Gene: MDM34
Product: LALA0S06e07492g1_1
Exons: 1
Coding region: 1-1647 (548 amino acids)
Biological process (GO): phospholipid transport; mitochondrion organization
Cellular component (GO): ERMES complex
Molecular function (GO): lipid binding
Source: RefSeq, a predicted model, not a curated record
AUGUCAUUCAGGUUCAAUAAAGCAACGUUUGAGGAUAACUCGUUCAAUGAACAGAUCCGUGAAAAGCUGACGAGUGCGCUCAAUGCAGAUGCCAACACCGGAACGCAAUCGAAAAGCGCAAAUGCGUCGAACUCGGCCGUCACAGAUGAGGUCAAGCAGGAGACCAAUGCGCCCAAAAAACUAGACAUCUUGAAAAGCGGGAUUUCAGUGCGGAAAGUAAACUUCCCGUCGAUCCCACAACUAGAGAUUUUAGACCUGGACGUUUCAGCGCAGUCGAAAUCGCUGCUAAAGGGAAUAUGCAAAAUCUCGUGCAAAAACGCAAUGCUGGAGAUAACCACGGAAAUCGAAGCUAACUUGCUGUUACUGUACACCAAUAACGGGCCUGCGUUCACAACGCCACGUCUGAUCUCCAACGACUCAUUCACAGUCCCGAUCACCAUGACCUUCAGCCAAAUCGAGCUGGAGGCCAUCACCAACAUUUUUGUGAAAAACACCAGUGUCGGCAUCUCGUUCAACGACGUGAACUUGGAUUUCGACUUUGACUGCUCCAUCAAGCUGCUGCAAUCCAGCAUCGAAAAGCGGCUGAAGGGAUCCAUGGAAACCGUGUUCAAAGAAGUACUUCCUAGCGUGAUUUUCAGCAUGAGUCAACGCUGGUUCACGCAUGGAGAGGCCAACACGGGUUCUACAGAUGAAAGUAAGUUUUCAGAACAGGUUUCAACACAUCCGCACGUGCCCCGCACUAUCCUGGAAGACUCAGAUCUCGAGGACCUAUCGCCGGCCACAAUGCUGCGACUCUCGACUUUGGUAUCUUCUCGCCAAUCUUUAUCGCUAAACCCAACGUCAAUGAACACAUUCAGCGCCAUUCCCGGAUGUUUGGAAAGGCAAAACUUGCAUCGAUUCAAUUCUAGAGUGCCCGCACUCAGUAAUUUUUACCCCGCUUUUUACGACAACGAACCCCCAGAAUUGAAGACUCUGGGUAGAUCUACAAGCUCGAGCGCUGUCAUUGGGGGAGGCUACUCCCAACAGCGGAAUGUUCUACCACAGCGUUUCCUUGAUGACAGAAGCUACGACCUCAAAACCAUUGCAUCAGUCCAGUCUCGAAUUUACGAAAGAAGUAGCAGUGGCGACAACUCUAAUUUGAGAAGACGCAAGAUUAAAAUGGGUAAGCGGGCCAAGCCAAUAGUCACGCCUGUGCCACAAACUCCUGUGAUUCACGAAGAAGAGGCAGAAAUGACCGCUACAGUUGAGCCGGAGAGAGACGGACAAACAGAAACUGCAGAUUCCGAAAUAAUACAUACACCACGAGCCGUGCCUGCAACACCAAGUGCCGAAACGUUUAUCGUAAAGAACUCGGUUUUGGACGACGCUCCAUUGUUACAGUGGCCCGCACAAGUUACUCCUUCGGUUUCAGGAAAACUACAAAUGUCCAAACUGAAUUUAUUAGAGGAGGCCCAAUUUCUGAGUAGGAAACGUGAACUACAAAAACUCAGGUCGAGUCUGUAUUCGCCCAUGAGAGGCAGUAAGUUUUACGUUACGAGAGAAAUGGAAAGGCCCAUUUUAGAGCAUAAGGGACUAAGUUUCGUGGGACUGGCUCAUGGACUCAAAGCGGGGGGCGAGGAGGUACCUCCUCCUCCGUAUGGCUAUUAA